Molecule: messenger RNA, 1803 nt
Organism: Aspergillus saccharolyticus JOP 1030-1
Lineage: Eukaryota; Fungi; Ascomycota; Eurotiomycetes; Eurotiales; Aspergillaceae
Product: kinesin light chain 3
Exons: 1
Coding region: 258-1625 (455 amino acids)
Cellular component (GO): kinesin complex
Molecular function (GO): protein binding
Source: RefSeq, a predicted model, not a curated record
CCCAUCGUGCAGUCACUCACCAGACCCGAUCCACUCUAGCCCUGCCUCCCCCGUUCAUCUUUUCCCCUAACAAUUCGGACCCAGUCGUCGUCCAUCCUCUUGACGUUCUGCUACCUGAUACUACUCCCCUCCUCUUUCUCCGUCCCGAACAUCCGUUGCCACCCGGUCGAGUUCCAUCGCAACGCUCUCGGCUCCUCCCCCACCCCCCACGACUCGCCCCAACCAGCCCCAACCCACCCACCCCAAACCCCUAAUCGAUGGCAGACCCAUCGACAGCAUCGAUAGCGAGCACUUUCCAAACCCUAGCACAACAGUACCGUACCCACCAACAAAUAGAGGCCGCCGCCCAGAUCGAGACGGUCGUGCAGCAGGUCCUCCAGCCGGAACCCGACGAGGCCAGCGCCGCACUGGUGCGCUUCGGAGCCCUGGUCCUCACCUUUCUGGAACACGGGCAGUGGAGCGCGGCGGUCGACGUGGGACAUGCGGUGGUCGAGGCGCGUCGUCGGCUGCUGGGGCCCGACAGCCCGGCCACGCUGACGGCGAUGCACAACCUGGUGUCGGCGUACUGCGGCCAGGGACGAUGGAGCGAGGCGAUCGAGCUGGGGGGUCGAGUGGUGGCGGCGCGACAGACGGUGCUCGGGGCGGAGCAUCCCCAGACCCUGGCCGCCAUGUCCAACCUGGCGGCGGCGUAUCGCAACAAAGGCCACCUGCGACCGGCGGAGGCGCUGGAGACGCAGCUGCUCGAGACGAAGACCCGGACCCUGGGGCCGGAGCAUCCGUCCACGAUGACCUCGAUGAGUAACCUCGCCACCACCUAUACCUACCUGGGCCGGUACGAGGAGGCGGCCCGGCUGGAGCAGAGCGUCCUGGAGCGCAGUGGCCGCGUGCUGGGUCCCCGCCAUGGCUCCACGCUGACGUAUCAAUCCAAUCUCUCGGUCACGCGGCGCGAGCAGGGCCGGCUGGCGGAGGCGGAGCAGCUGGAGGGGGAGGUCCUGGAGGCCCGCCUCGCGAGUCUCGGGGGCCAGCACCCGCUGAGUCUGACCUCGAUGGCCAAUCUGGCGGCGAUCUAUCGCGAUCAGGGCCGCUGCGAGGAGGCGGCGCAGUUGGAGACCCAGGUGGUCGAGCAGAGCCAGGAUCGGUUGGGCGACCAUCCGCAGACCUUCAUGGCGAUGGUGAACCUGGCCACGACCUGGCGCGCGCAGGGACGAGGCGACGAGGCGGCGCGGCUGGGGGCGCGCGCCGUGGCCGUCAUGAAGACGCAGCUGGGCGAGUCCCAUCCGCUGUCUCUGACGGCGAUGGCGGAGCUCGGGCUGACCUUCCAGAGCCAGGGGCGCGCCAGGGAAGCCGAAGCCCUGACGACGCAGGCCCUCCGGGGGAUGCAGAAGACCCUGGGGGACCAUCACCCCCAUUGUCUGACCGCCAUGACCAAUCUCGGCCUCAUCUACCAGUCGCAGGGGAGGUGGAAGGAAGCCGAGGCCCUGGCGGAGCGGGCGGCCCGGGGUCGCGAAAAGGUGCUGGGCAAAUCCCACCCGCUCACCCUGGCCUCCAUGCAGGAUCUCGUCCGGGUCUGUCAGGUUCUGGCCGCAGAGAGGACCAUGGACACGCGCGUGGAGCUCUCGGGUUGAGCAGACCGGAGAGAGAGAUUGGCAUGAGACAUGAUUCGAUGCAGGUGGCGAGUUCAGUCGUUAGCGGAGUUCCGUCGUGAUUUUUUUCGGGAGUACGUACAGUGGAAAUUGAACAGAGAUACAUGAAUAUGAAUAUCACAACCAGAAGACUUGCUGGGAGGAAAGACUCGAAGGAAUU